GGGGGUGGGGUGGUAGGGGGGGCGGUGCUGCGGCUCGGCCGGCCGGGAUCACCUUGGCGGGGCGGCGGGGCGGCGCGCAGAGGAGCGGCGGCUCUCGGAGAGGACGGGCGAGGGGCGAGGCCGGGCGGCGGCAGACACAGGAUUCCAGCAACGAUGUCGAAGCACCAUGAUGCAGGGACUGCUUUCAUCCAGACCCAGCAGCUGCACGCUGCCAUGGCGGACACCUUCCUGGAGCACAUGUGCCGCUUGGACAUCGACUCGGAGCCAACCAUUGCGAGAAACACCGGCAUCAUCUGCACCAUCGGCCCAGCCUCCCGCUCGGUGGAGAAGCUGAAGGAAAUGAUUAAAUCUGGAAUGAAUGUUGCCCGCCUCAACUUCUCUCACGGCACCCACGAGUAUCAUGAGGGCACAAUCAAGAACGUGCGAGAAGCCACAGAGAGCUUUGCCUCUGAUCCUAUCACCUACAGACCUGUGGCUAUUGCACUGGAUACCAAGGGACCUGAAAUCAGAACUGGACUCAUUAAGGGAAGUGGCACAGCAGAAGUGGAGCUCAAGAAAGGUGCACCGCUCAAAGUGACCCUGGAUGAUGCCUUCAUGGAGAACUGCGAUGAGAACGUGCUGUGGGUGGACUACAAGAAUCUCACCAAGGUUGUAGAAAUUGGCAGCAAGAUCUAUGUGGAUGAUGGUCUGAUUUCCUUGCUGGUAAAGGAGAAAGGCAAGGACUAUGUCAUGACGGAGGUUGAGAACGGCGGCAUGCUCGGCAGCAAGAAGGGAGUGAACUUGCCUGGCGCUGCAGUCGACCUGCCUGCGGUCUCUGAAAAGGACAUUCAGGACCUAAAAUUCGGUGUGGAGCAGAACGUGGAUAUGGUGUUUGCUUCCUUCAUCCGCAAAGCUGCCGAUGUCCAUGCUGUCAGGAAGGUGCUAGGGGAAAAGGGAAAGAACAUCAAGAUCAUCAGCAAGAUCGAGAACCAUGAGGGUGUGCGCAGGUUUGAUGAGAUCAUGGAGGCCAGCGAUGGCAUUAUGGUGGCCCGUGGUGACCUGGGAAUUGAGAUCCCUGCUGAAAAAGUCUUCCUCGCCCAGAAGAUGAUGAUUGGGCGCUGCAACAGGGCUGGCAAACCCAUCAUCUGUGCCACUCAGAUGCUGGAAAGCAUGAUCAAGAAACCUCGCCCAACCCGCGCCGAGGGCAGUGAUGUUGCUAACGCUGUCCUGGAUGGAGCAGACUGCAUUAUGCUCUCCGGAGAGACUGCCAAGGGAGACUACCCGCUUGAGGCUGUGCGCAUGCAGCAUGCUAUCGCUCGUGAGGCUGAGGCUGCAAUGUUUCAUCGUCAGCUGUUCGAAGAAAUUUUCCGCCUCAAUGUUAACAACAGGGACCCUGCCGAUGCCAUGGCAGUAGGAGCAGUGGAGGCCUCUUUUAAGUGCUUAGCUCCAGCCCUGAUAGUUCUGACCGAGUCUGGCAGGUCAGCACACCUGGUGUCCCGGUACCGCCCGCGGGCUCCCAUCAUUGCUGUGACCCGUAACGACCAGACGGCACGCCAGGCCCACCUCUACCGGGGCAUCUUCCCCGUCCUGUGCAAAGAACCAGCCCAUGACGCGUGGGCGGAGGAUGUGGAUCUCCGCGUGAACCUGGGCAUGAAUGUUGGCAAAGCACGUGGGUUCUUCAAGAGUGGUGACCUGGUCAUCGUACUGACGGGCUGGCGUCCCGGCUCGGGCUACACCAACACCAUGCGUGUGGUGCCGGUUCCCUGAACGACUGACUCCAACCAGCGCACACACCUUCCUUCCCCCCCACCCCGCUCCCCUCUCCCCUCGCGUUAGACCAGCCAUCGCUUGCGCUGUUCUCCUUCUCCCUAGAGUGGAUGUAGGUUGCUAAACACCACCCAGUGCAGCAGCAGCAGGGGGGAAGAGACAUUAAAUCACUAAAAAAAAAAAAAAAAAAGAUACUUGAAGUGUUUAGUUUUUUUAAAAUCUUUCCCCGUAGCGAAGUCCUGCCCCAAUGUAUGGUGGGGUCGGUGUCGGAGGUUCCUGCGUGCAGCUGGGCCUCCUCCUAGUUUAGUGACUGUCCUCAGGGUGUGAAACGUCCCUUUCCCUGCCCCUGUUUCGGGGUGACGGGGAAGGGGAGAGGUGACGUGUGGUCAACGGUUCUGCUGUAACCCUCCUAACUCCAGGGAAGCUGCUACUUCCCCCCCCCCUCCUCCCGUGCAGACCAAAUCCAAGGUGAAUCCAGCCCCCUCGAAGCCAGUGGGUUUUGUUUUUUGUUCCAGGGGUUGGGGGUAGAAGAAGGGUGUUGGUUCCCGACGCCGUGCGAAGGCCUUCCCGUGCUCCCCUUGCAGCGUCGUCUGUGUGUCAGUCGUGUUUGCCCCUCGCCCACACACUCCCCCCCCCCCCCCCCCCCCAGCCCCGAGCCUCCUUCCUCCCCCUGCACUCCGACGGGCCCCUGGGCUGGUAGAGCACAACUCUCCAUCAAUAAAGAGAAGCUGAAGCACC
Molecule: messenger RNA, 2484 nt
Organism: Aquila chrysaetos chrysaetos
Lineage: Eukaryota; Metazoa; Chordata; Aves; Accipitriformes; Accipitridae
Gene: PKM
Product: pyruvate kinase M1/2
Exons: 11
Coding region: 154-1746 (530 amino acids)
Biological process (GO): cellular response to insulin stimulus; glycolytic process
Cellular component (GO): cytoplasm
Molecular function (GO): pyruvate kinase activity; potassium ion binding; magnesium ion binding
Source: RefSeq, a predicted model, not a curated record